Molecule: messenger RNA, 1127 nt
Organism: Folsomia candida
Lineage: Eukaryota; Metazoa; Arthropoda; Collembola; Entomobryomorpha; Isotomidae
Product: glutathione S-transferase Mu 1
Exons: 5
Coding region: 117-791 (224 amino acids)
Biological process (GO): glutathione metabolic process
Molecular function (GO): glutathione transferase activity
Source: RefSeq, a predicted model, not a curated record
ACUGAUGUAUACAUUUAAUUAUUAAAACUCCGUCAGUCGUGUUGUUGCUGAAAUUGGGAGGAAGAAAUCACUGCAUAUUACGUUUUGCAAAUUUCGUUUUAAAUUUAGUGAGAAAGAUGUCGAAUUCGAAACCAAUUUUUGCAUAUUACGACAUGCGUGGGCUAGGGUAUCCUAUCAAGUUGGAACUUGCUUAUCUUGGGAUUGACUACGUCGAUAAGCGAUACCCCAUAACACAAGCUGGGCUGGAUCAGUAUCGCAGUGACAAGGCAAAUUUGGGUCUGGAUUUUCCAAAUGUGCCGUAUUGGAAACACGGCGACAUAAAUCUAACCGAGACUCGUGCAAUUUUGAAAUACAUAGCGCGCGAAGAGGGUGGCGGGAAAUUAAUGCCGACGGACCGUGUGGGCCUGGCGAACGCGGAAAUGUUGGAGGGUGUUCUGUGGGACGUUUGGUGGUUCCUAAUCAAUCGAUGUUACCGUGACACGGAUGACGUAAUCGAAGAGUUGGGCGAAUCGCCGGCAAAAUUUGAAAUGCUGGAUAAGUUCCUCAGAAAUAAGGAGUGGCUUCUGGGUGACAAGAUUUCGUACGUGGACUUCAUGCUGUACGAGAUUCUCUACCAGUACAACGUCUACGAUUCCGAAUAUCUCGGCCCCUACGGCGCCCUGCUCAAACUGAAGGCCAACUUUGAAGGGCUCCCUGCAAUUAAGAAAUUCAUGGCGUCGCCGGAGUACAUGGCAGCCCCGUGUUAUCACCCCUUGUACAUGAGGUACAAAGCGGUUGGACUCACUUGCUAGAUAAGCCGGGUUGACAAAGGCUCAAUGAAAAUAAAAAUAUUUGUACAUUAAAUAAUGGUGGUACUGCUGCAAAAUAUAUAAAAUUUCCUGUAUGCAUAUAAUCGUUAUUUAGCGUUAAUCCUAAGUACUUGAUCAAGCCAACCACAAAACUUUCAUUUAUGCCCGGUAAUCAAAACAAUAUAGUUAGAUAUGGACAAAAAAUGGUAUUCAUUUGCUUUCAGUAGUCGCAAGUCAACGGUACGAUUGGUAUAACAGAAGCGAACGAAUUUGUACAUGUUUGUGAAAUUUGAAGCUAAUAAAAUUGGCAAGCCUGUAUGAGUUGUGCAAUGUACAAGA